UAAACAAGCAAACAAAAACCCUUUUCGUCAUUGAAUGUAAAAGGUUCAAAUCAAUGCUUACUUUUCCAGAGCUGUGGUAGACGGAUGGGGAUAUUAUGAGAUGUAGAGAGUGUUAAAGGAGAGGAGAACUGUUGCUCAGCGCUGUGAGGAAACUUCCAGAGACAUCGUUGUUGCACAAACAGAGAAGAGGAGUGAAGGGAGGAGAGGACGAGUCCGUUAGAGCGAGGAGGCCUCUGCACAAAUCACUGCUGAGAGGAGGGAGAGCGGGACAGAUGUUGCAACCGUGGAAUAGCUGACAGUGCAACAUCCUGCGUUCAGAUGGGUGCCGUCAGCUGUGGAGUUUCCUUCGCUUCACUUCCUCUAAUGGUCGUUGCAGCUUCCGUGCAACGCUGGUCCUGUGGAGGCCGACGCUGACUCUCCUUCAAUCAACCGAGCGGCACCAUGUUCGUUCUCACCUGGGCGACCCUGCUGCUGUUGUUGGUGGUCGGGGACGGGGACGCCGCCGCAGAUGGAUCAGUAACACAGUGUAUUAAAGGUUACUGCAUCACGGUCAGAGAAGGAGAAAUAGCUGCAGAGGCUGGACUCUGUGUGGUCAUACCGUGUUCUUUCACCACUGCUGAUGGCUUCACACCCAAACAUCUGCUGUGGUACAAAUGUGGACCAUCAAAUCAAAGAUGUGGGGAUUCAAACAUGAUUUUCCACUCCAACGAGGGCAACAAGAAAGUUCAGGCUGGGUUUAGGGGACGAGUUUCACUGCUGCAGCCUGAUGUGGGUCUGAAGAACUGCAGCAUCAUCAUCAAUGACCUCACUGAGUCAGACUCUGGAUCAUAUCAGCUCAGAGUUCAAAAUGGUUUACUAAAAAAUGAUGGGAAAGCAGAUGGAGUAACAUUCAAGCAAAAAGUAAACAUCUCAGUCAAAGGUCUGACCCAGAAGCCCACAGUGGGGAUUCCUCCUCUGGCAGAGGGGCAGCAGACCACACUGAGCUGCACUGCUCCUGGUCUCUGCUCUGGAUCGGAUCCUGAGAUCACCUGGACGUGGAGAGGAGCAGGAGAGAAGGACUGUCCCAUCACAGGAAGCAUCACUGCUGUGAAGACCGAGCACCUCACUUCUGUCACACGGAGACGCAGCUCCACUUUGACCUUUAACCCUUCAGCUGAACACCACGGCACCAAUGUGACCUGUAAGGUCAGCUUCACCAACAACAUCACUACAGAGGAGACGGUCACUCUGAAUGUGACCUAUGUGAAGGAUUUUAACAUCAGCAGGAACACAAGUGUGAAGGAGGGCGAGCCUCUGAACCUGACCUGCGGGGUUGAAAGCUUUCCUCCAUCUCUCAUCACGUGGACAAGAUCUCCUGAGACACACACGCACAAUCAAACAGACACACACUGGCACAACAACACUGAGGCCUUCACGCAGAGAGAGCGUGGAAUGAGCACGUUUUACGUCCUUAACGCGACACCGGAAUAUUCUGGACGAUACAUCUGCACAGCCAAACAUCUGGAGCGCACUCUGGAGCAAUACGUUGAUGUAAACGUCAUAUAUGUGAGGUCGCCUGUAAUCACCGGCAGCACAACAGCGCUGGAGGGAGGCGCUCUGAACCUGACCUGCGCGGUGGAGAGCUUCCCUCCGUCUCGCGUCACGUGGGCCACAACGCGGCGCCGCGGGCUCGACACCGACCGGCAGAACGGAACCGGGUCGGCAGCCUCGCUGGUCAUCCCGGACGUGGCGGCGGAGGACUCCGGACGGUACACCUGCACAGCGGAGCACCCGGACGGGACGGUGACGGCGUACGCCGACGUCACGGUGACCUGGCCUCCGAGGUUCUCAAACAGCUCCAGGUGUGACGUCCGGUCGGAGGUCGUGACCUGCGUGUGCGUCAGCGAGGGGCUUCCCUUGCCCUCCAUCAGCUGGCCGCUGCUGAAGAACCACAGCGAGUACUCCGUGGUCACCACCGUGUCCGGCCACGCGGUCAACAGCACCGCCACGCUGACUCUCAGGGACCACGUGGGCACCUCCGUCCAGUGUGUCAGCAGCAACGACCACGGGGAAGCAAGAGGGAACCUCAGAGUCCAGCAGACCACGUGGGACACAGAGGAACUGUCCUCGGGACCGGUUCCGUGGCUGCAGGUCGUCGUUGCCUUUUUCAUUGGAGUUCUUCUCUCAGCAGCCCUUUGCUGUUUGGUCACUAGAUGCCGCAGAAAAAAACAGAAGAUCUCUUCAAAUCAGGAUGAGACUCAUGAGAUGGUGACCAGUGAAGAGGCCCCACUGAUAAACGGCGCCCGAGCCGUGGAAGACGAUCGGACCCACUACCAAGAGUCCGCCCAAGGAGAACGGGGAGCAGCCCCGGACGUCGAUGGCGAGCCCAAAGAUGUGCUGUACGCCAACAUCGAUUUCUCUCUGCUGAGCAGGAAGAGUCUCAGCGGGGCGGCGAGGAGCCGAGAAGCCACCGAGACGGAGUACGCCGAAAUCAAGAAGGUAGCCGAAGAGCAAAUGGACAACGGCGGCGGAGAGGGGGUGAAUGCGUCGGGGGGGUCGAUGGUCGGGGAGGACGGGGAGGACGAGGUCGCGGUGUACUCCAGCGUGAAGGAUGUCAUGUCUGAGAUCUGAGAUCUGUUGCAUUGUGGGUGAAGCGUCGUUGCGCCCAGCAGCUGUGAUGAAUGGACCUGAUGAACUGAUGGAGGGUCCUGUGAUCUUCAGAGGCCACAUUCCGCCCCCUGGUGAAGUGACCCCUGCGAAUCCACCCCUUUAACCGAGGGGGGGGGGGGGGGGGGCUGAGACUUGGACACAGUUUCCUUAUUCAAGCGUCGUUGAGUUCAAACGUGUCGACUUUUUCGUACUAGUCCCGGAUCAAGUUCACUCACGGCGACGUUGACUCUGCCAUCUCUCCACUAAAAGGACAACCCACCUCCAUCCUCUCUGCCUCUCAGAGCUCAAGUGUCCUUCUGUCAGACAUCAUUUCAUUCGGUUCUCUUAGUCUCCCUCUGCGUACGUUUUAAAUAAG
This is a messenger RNA of Pungitius pungitius (ninespine stickleback), 3004 nucleotides long. Its product is annotated as myelin-associated glycoprotein-like. The coding region runs from base 442 to 2610 and encodes 722 amino acids. The record is from RefSeq and is a predicted model, not a curated record. The transcript has 10 exons. NCBI's taxonomy places the organism in Eukaryota, Metazoa, Chordata, Actinopteri, Perciformes, Gasterosteidae.